CCCAUGUGGGGGAUGAUUAUUCUUGAAGCCUCAAUGAUUUAGUGCCUCAUGUUUCUUUCAAAACACAAGUCAAAAGCCUCAAGCAAAGCUGUAAUAGCUACAAAAGAUCAUGUCAGAAUCUCUCACAAUUCUCCUCCUCCUUCCUAGCUAAAACCAAACCUACUAUGUUAACCCUUCAAAGUGCCAUCAACAAUGGCGAAAACGACCGAAACCUCGACGAUCAUCACCACGGACACGACGAUGAACACAUCAGGGACAUCCAUGCUUUGACCCCGCCUCAUCCUCCGAACGUAAACCGCCGCCGUUGGGACACCUCCAGCCGCGCCUCGUCGUCGAGCGAAGCCGCCUUGAGCGAGAACUUCACCACCAUGAGUCGAGAGUUUAACGCUCUAGUCCUUGCUGGUUCCUCCAUGGAAAACAAUGAUUCGGAUUCCAUACAUACUUUGAACGAUCAUAAUAAUCACUUGACUAGGAUCGGAGAGGACCAUGAACUGCAAGAGGAAACUAAUCCUCUAGCUAUAGUGCCGGGUAAUACCUACUCCGAUCAGGGUUUGGAUCAGCAAGGACGGGUCGGGUCAGGAGAGCCGUCGCAUACCGUGACGGUGGGGAGUGGCGGCGGCGGCAGCCACGGCGAGGUUUCGGUGCUGAGAGUGAGGAAAGAGGAGGUGGAGUCGAAAAUAUGUGCUUGGCAAAACGCUAAGGUUGCAAAGAUUAAUAACAGGUUUAAGAGGGAGGAUGCUGUGAUCAAUGGGUGGGAAAGUGAACAAGUCCAAAAGGCUACUACUUGGAUGAAGAAAGUUGAGAGGAAGCUAGAGGAGAAAAGAGCAAAAGCCCUAGAAAAGAUGCAAAACGACGUCGCAAAAGCACACAGGAAAGCAGAAGAGAGGAGGGCGUCAGCUGAGGCAAAGAGAGGGACAAAGGUCGCAAGGGUUCUUGAAAUUGCCAAUUUGAUGAGAGCUGUAGGGCGACCACCCAUAAAACGCUCCUUCUUUUGAGACCCUUACAUUAUCCAGUAUUACAUACAUGUGUACUUUAAUUGCUUCUUUAAGAGAGUCUACCUUCAUCUUUUCAACUGUUGGGUACCCUAUAUCAGAGGGCAUGCAAUCAAGAGUUGCACCUAAUCAUAUAUACAUUGCAUCAUGUAUGUGUGUAUGUUUUGGAUCAUGAUUGAGCGCAUGAAGUGUGGUGAGAUAUUUGAGGUUUUGUUAAUGGUGAAAGGUGGUGAGGGUGGAACCACUUAUUUUGGUGUUGUACAGUUGAAAUAUCAAUGCUUCUUUUUGUCUGGUUUGGUGCUUUUGUUUA
Molecule: messenger RNA, 1302 nt
Organism: Hibiscus syriacus
Lineage: Eukaryota; Viridiplantae; Streptophyta; Magnoliopsida; Malvales; Malvaceae
Product: remorin 4.2-like
Exons: 2
Coding region: 165-995 (276 amino acids)
Source: RefSeq, a predicted model, not a curated record